CUGUCUAACUAAUGAGUGGGUCAGACCCUGUUGAUGAUAGAGCUGACGAAAGGAGACUAACACGUGCACGGGCACUAAGGGUACCGCACGUGUUCCAGGCCUUACAACCGGGAGACGAAGCACGGCUUCGGGCCGAACGUAGAGCCCGUGCUCUAGCAGCGGGGAUAGCAGCAGCAAACGCAGCAACUAGAGAGCAGGCAACAGCAGCCAGAGCAGCAGCGAUGGCUAACGGCGCAAGCUCUGCUGCGUCAUCAUCUGCGUCCUCGUCAGGGACUAAUGGGGGCCAGUUGGGAAUGCCAACAAGCUCCACAAGUUCCUCGGGCACUUCCGGUUCCACAGGUUCUAGACAGUCUUCUAGUCAAAUGGCGGGCUCGCAGYUCAGCCCGUUGACCCCGCGUCAGAGGGAGCUCAGAGAGAUCCAGCAGGUCGAGAUGCUCCGCCGUAAGUUAGAGCAGGACCUGAAAGAAGCUACCGAUAGAGAAAAUGCGAUGAAAACUAGAGCAGCCAGGCUUGAAACUUUAGAGGUUGACAAGGCUGAACUAGAGGGCUUGGAUGAGUCAGCUAUGUCUGACGACAUGAAAGUUUUGAAGAAGAAUAUGCUGUCACUACACGCACACGUGGACAGCAAAUUAGACUUCAUGCAGAGCACUCUAGACCAGAUCCUGGAUGCUUUGACAAAGCCAGGAUUCCGGYCACCAGCACAAUCGYCGUUGCCGUUAUCGGCRAUGUCAGGCCCCUUUCCGGUUCAAGCUGGCACACAGCCAAGUGGCACAUCUGCAGCAGYCGCACAGACUGUUGCAUCUUCUUCUUCGGGUCCAGCGGUGGUUGCUACACCACCGCAACAACCUGUCUCUCAACAGGGGCAACAACAAGGUCAAUGGUACCCCAAGACCCCAAUGAAACCGCCUCUUGCCUUCUCAGGCGAGAGGAAGGACAAGGAACUCAACACAUGGUUGAGGACGGUCUCGGUUUGGGUGAAGGCCAAAAGGACCUUGCCAGAGGAUGAAGUGGUAACUGCGGCAUCUUACCUAGAGGGUAAGGCAGCCAAAUGGUUAGAUGGGGUAGUUGUGAAAGCCGGGUACGGGCGACGCAUGGCGGACUGGGCCAAGUCUUUGACUCUAGACCAGUUCAUGGAGAUGGCAGAAGCUCGAUGGCAUAACCCACAGGAGGCGCAAAGGGCCACUGAUGCCAUAAAUAAACUAGACCAGCGCAAGUUCCGGUCAGUUAGAGAGCUUACGACUACCGUUGAGAGCCUGAUCCUCGUCCCGGGCAUCAACUACAGUGACCAGUUCCUGUUAACUACUUUCAUUAGAUGUCUUCCAGAGAACAUCAGGAACUUACUAGCCAGUGAGGCACGCACCGAGUACCACUCAUUUGAGACAUUGUCUAGGAAGGCUUUAGAUUUGGAGGCCACGCUAGGCAAUUCUCAACCCACCUCAGGAAAUGACUCAAAGAAGAAGAAGAGUCCUAAGGAGUGGAAGAAGAAGGGGGCGAAGUUGAUGAUGGUGGAGUCUGAUGGGACUCAAAUAGAGAUCGACGAGCUCUCUGACCUGGUGGACUACACAGAGUUUGACGGCGAGGAGAUAGCUGAGGGUAGCACCCUCGCCGCGGUAGUAAAGACUAAGGCAGGUGGCCGAGGGAAGGGCCAGCCUAGGGGUCAAGGGAAGGCCGCCUCCAAUCAGACCAAACAGGCUGAGUGGGUAAAGGCAGGUCUUGAUCAAGACGUGUGGCGUGACCGCCGAAUGCGUGGCGCUUGUAUCAACUGCGGAGAAUACGGACACACGCAGUGGAAGUGUCAGAACGCUAAGAAGCCAUUCGUAGUGACCACUGACGCAAGCCAAUACAGCAUUGGCGCAGUGCUGGCUCAGCAGGAUGGGAAAAAGUUGAGACCGAUUGAGUACAUGAGUAAGAAGAUGCCAUCGAAGAAGUUGGCUAAGUCCACCUACGAAAGGGAACUCUAUGCUCUCUACAAGGCACUUGUCCAUUGGAGACACUUCCUUUUGGGAAGGUUCUUCUAUCUGAGGACUGAUCAUCAGACCCCCAAAUGGAUCAAGACUCAACCGGCUCUUUCUGAUGCACUCAAGCGAUGGAUUGAGGUCAUAGACCAAUAUGACUUCAAGCUUGAGUACCUUAAGGGAGAGUACAACAAGUUUGCAGACGCGUUAUCCCGUAGAGCAGACUACCUAGGUGGGCUAGUUUAUGAAUUUGGCGUAUCUAAUGAAGUAACUCAAUCAUUGGUGGGUGCCUAUCAGGAAGACCCGGUCACGAUGGACAUCAUCCGCAAACUUCAGGCAAAAGACAAGGCCACAGAAAGUGAGUUUGUCAUGGUGGAUGGGCUAAUCUAUCUUGAUAAGGCCGGAGUAAAGAGAUUGGUAGUUCCAUCUAGUGAACAGUUGAGUAGUUUAUUUUUAGGCGAAUGUCAUGACGCAACUGGGCACUUUGGCUACAAGAAGACGAGUGCUAACUUAGUACAACGAUUUUGGUGGCCCAGAAUGUUAGAUGACGCAAAGAAGUAUGUUGAGACUUGUCAGGUCUGUCAACGGGACAAGCCGCGAACUCAAGCACCGCUUGGGUUAUUGAAGCCUUUACCUAUUCCUGAUGGUCUAGGAUUGAGUGUUUCCAUGGAUUUCAUGGACACUCUUGUGACCAGCAAGAGUGGUAAGAGGCACAUUUUCGUCAUCAUUGACCGAUUCACCAAGUACGCUAGACUAAUACCAAUGCCAGAGACAACUAGGACAGAAUACGUCAUCAAGUUGUUCAAGGACAACUGGGUAAGGGACUUUGGUUUACCAAAGACCAUCAUUAGUGACCGAGACGUCCGAUUCACAAGUGAGCUGUGGAAGAAGACUGCGGAACAGAUGGGCAGUCAACUUCAAAUGACUUUAGGGAAUCAUCCCGAAGCCAACGGACAGGCCGAACAAAUGAAUAGAGUUGUACAACACUUCCUGAGGCAUUACAUCAAGCCCAGGCAGGAUGACUGGGAUGAGCAGUUACCUCUCAUCGCCAACUUGUACGACAAUGCUAUACAUAGCAGUACCGACGUUAGUCCUACCUGAAAACCGACUCGCUGCAACUCCAGGCACACUUGAAUACGGUGUGCAAUGUGAGAAGUUGCUGCAAGAUGCUGUUGAACAUAUGAAGAAAGCUCAGCAAGCCAUGAUUGCUUUUGAGAAUCAACAUCGCAGACAGUC
Molecule: messenger RNA, 3191 nt
Organism: Chara braunii
Lineage: Eukaryota; Viridiplantae; Streptophyta; Charophyceae; Charales; Characeae
Source: the annotation of a GenBank genome assembly